CGCUCCAAGUAAUGUUGCCGGCGUCUCAUCUCCUCUCUCACAACGUCCCUGGUUAUGGAUCAUCAGAUGUCAGGUGCUUAAAGGCAUUUGUGGCAUCACCAUGCUUCUCUUGUAACGACUAUAGAAGGUUCCAAAAGGGCAAGAUGGUACCUUUUGGAUGUUCUUCUAGGGGUAGCAUGUCUUUUAUUUGCAACGCAAAUUCUAGCGGUCAGAGAAGAAACCCGGACUUUUCUAGGCAAAAUAGACAAGGGUUUUCAAGAAACAAGAAUAGGCAAAACGAAGAUCGAGAUGGGAUUGAUGGGUUCGAAGACUCUGAAGUAUUCUCUUCCAAAAAUGGACCAUCUUUUCUUUCGGGCCCUGCUUCCCCCAAAUUCCAAUCUACUGCAACUCCUGGACCAAGGGAGCGGGAAAUUGUAGAAAUUUUCAGAAAGGUCCAGGCCCAACUCCGAGAACGAGCUGCUCAAAAGGAAGAGAAAAAGGUCGAAGAAUCACAAGGACAUAAUAAACAGAACGAAACCGUGGAUUCUCUUCUCAAACUGUUGCGAAAACACUCUGUUCAACAUGGAAAGAGCAGCAGCAGCAGCAGCAGAAGCAACCGAGAUUUCGUUUUAGACCACCAGCCCGAGCAGAACAAUUCGUUUAUCGAAGAUAAAACUCUGAAAGAGUCUAAUAAUAACCGAGUGAAACACGAGGUCCAGUACACUGAAACCCAAUCUGUCAGACCCGCAUCAAAUUUCCAACGCAGGUCUCCGGUUCCUAGAUUCAAAUACAAGCCAAUUUUAUCUGGUGAAGAGUCUUUCACUCCUGGAUCGCUUUCAAGAACAGACGGGAAACGGAAGGAGGUCGUGCAUGAGCCCGACUCCACACCUGAGAUCAAAAUGGACACUGAGCCUGAACCUCAGAUUGAAAGCAAGGCCUUUCGUGGGUUUGAUGAAAGUUCAGACGACGAAACGUCUGAUAUCGAAGACACUGCUGAUGAGGUUGAUGAUUCAGAAGAAGCGAAUGUGAUCGAAAACAACGAUCUGAGCGGCAUGAAGUUGCCCGAGUUACGAGCCGUGGCUAAAUCUCGAGGCAUAAAAGGAUUGUCGAGGCUGAAGAAACGAGAGCUAUUGGACUUGUUGACGAAUUGAGAGCUUAAUUUUGUGUAUCUUAGAAUCUGGAGUUGUUCUUUGCUCUUCAAUUUUAUUUUUUCUUUCUAAUUUAUACAUUUUUAUGUACGUGUGGGUAGUUGGAUUUGCUUAAUAUGUUUGGAAUUUUUGGGGAUACUUUAAUUUACUGAGUUUGUUUAGUUCGGUUUUUUAACUA
This is a messenger RNA of Cynara cardunculus var. scolymus (artichoke), 1305 nucleotides long. Its product is annotated as rho-N domain-containing protein 1, chloroplastic-like. The record is from RefSeq and is a predicted model, not a curated record. NCBI's taxonomy places the organism in Eukaryota, Viridiplantae, Streptophyta, Magnoliopsida, Asterales, Asteraceae. Bases 12 to 1130 code for a protein of 372 amino acids. The transcript has 2 exons. Gene Ontology annotation, biological process: DNA-templated transcription termination.